This is a messenger RNA of Anopheles marshallii, 756 nucleotides long. RefSeq names its product trypsin-1-like. The record is from RefSeq and is a predicted model, not a curated record. Gene Ontology annotation, biological process: proteolysis. NCBI's taxonomy places the organism in Eukaryota, Metazoa, Arthropoda, Insecta, Diptera, Culicidae. The transcript has a single exon. The coding region runs from base 1 to 756 and encodes 251 amino acids. Gene Ontology annotation, molecular function: serine-type endopeptidase activity.
AUGUCGAACAAGUUUGCUAUCCUGCUGGCAUUCCUGGUUGCAGUAGUUGCCUGGGCACAGGCAAAACCCAUGAUUGUUGGUGGAUUCGAGAUCAACAUCGCCGUUACUCCGUACCAAGUGUCGCUGCAGUACUAUAAUCGACAUCGCUGUGGAGGCUCUGUACUGAGCAAUAAGUGGGUCCUGACUGCAGCCCACUGCACAGUCGGUACCGCGACCAGUAGUCUCGCCGUACGUUCAGGAUCAUCGAGGCACGCAUCUGGUGGAAUUGUUGUACGCGUUCAACGAGUCAUCGAUCACCCGAACUACGUCGACGGCACCUUCGACUACGAUUUCUCGCUGCUGGAAUUAAGAGGUAGGCUUACCUUCAGUGGCGUCGUCCAGCCGGUUGCUCUUCCCGAGCAGGAUGAACCAGUGAAGGAUGGAACCAUGACAACCAUCUCUGGCUGGGGAAACACCCAGAGUGCUGCUGAGUCUAACGCCGUUCUUCGGGCUGCCAACGUUCCGACCAUAAACCAAAGUACCUGUAACAAGAACUACGAGCGUUUUGGAGGAAUCACCAGUCGCAUGUUGUGCGCCGGAUACCAGCAGGGUGGAAAAGACUCUUGCCAGGGAGACUCGGGCGGCCCUCUGGUGGCAAACGGGAAACUAAUUGGUGUCGUUUCGUUUGGAUAUGGUUGCGCGCGUGUUGGUUAUCCAGGAGUGUACUCCCGUGUGGCUAUUGUGCGGAGCUGGAUUCGUGAAAACAGUAAAGUGUAA